AUGGCAGACCCUCUUAGCAUUACAGCAUCGAUUGUCGGCAUAGUUGCUGCCGCAUCCAAAGUGUUGAGCCUCCUUGGUGAUAUAACCGAUGCGCCAAGAUCCAUCGCCGACCUGCUGAAUGAAGUGUACGAUCUACGGCUCAUCUUCUGCAAUCUUGAAUCAUUCAUUGACCGAACGCGACGAUUCGACCCAAGCCGACUAGCCCUUAUACAGCUUGGCGACCUCGUCGCUAUUCUCACCCGUACAGUCAUAACCUUCUCUGAACUCGAAUCUAUUGUGCGGCCGCUUUGUGACCGAGAAAAGCUGUCAACAUGGCAACUUGUGAGCUGGAGAUGGCAGCAAACUGCAGCCCUGCGAGUUUUGACUCAGCUUCAGCGACACAAGACAUCACUCUCCCUGAUGCUCCAGAUAUACCAAUGGCAUGUGACCUGCCCUCUAUGGUCAAGAGCUCUGCUGACAGCCGCCUCCAUUAGUGUGACUGACCUUGAGGCACGCCAGAAAGCCGGUGCACUCCGUGAUCAUCUUGAGCAGGAACUGGAUGAUAACCAGGGCUUAGCUGACAGAUUGGCUGGCAUGGAAUUGUCACCAGAGCUCGAGGAGAUGAGCACGGCGGUUUUCGACAUGAAUGAUGCAUCAAGUGCUCUUCAAACUCCCGGAGACAGACAGGACCCGACUACUGCCGAUCUUGAGCUGGCCAAGACUGGUGCGAUUAACACCGACCUCCCACUAAACACACCUCCAGAUCAGGCAUCGACCAAUGAAAGCGAAGAUGAUGAUGGCAUGACAGACUCCGAGUUCCAGCUAUCAAGAGCAUUCGAAGUUGUUAUGUUCCGAACCUGGGUAUAUCGUCGAAACGAAAGGGAAAUUGUAGACGGGGUCAGCACCAUCAACACCACGAGAUCGCGGGCAUGGUCGAUACUAUCCGGUAUUACACUGUCUAAAAUAUCAACGCUCUCGGUCGUCAACCUGCCACUGACGCAGCCGGAGGUUGAAAGAUUCACAAGCCUUGCAAGCAGGUCGCUUGAACUUCGAAAGCCAGCCCCUCCUACCAGGCCAUCGAGAACUGAUAUAGCGAUUGACCCACGGCUUGUAAAAGAGCUGGAAGCUUUCCCAAAACGCAGCCCGGCCUUUUGUGAAAUAAUCCCCCCGAGGGGUAAUUGGGUAAAGAUAAACCUUUCUUGA
Messenger RNA from Podospora anserina S mat+, 1182 nucleotides. RefSeq lists its product as uncharacterized. The record is from RefSeq and is a predicted model, not a curated record. NCBI's taxonomy places the organism in Eukaryota, Fungi, Ascomycota, Sordariomycetes, Sordariales, Podosporaceae. The coding region runs from base 1 to 1182 and encodes 393 amino acids. The transcript has a single exon.